Messenger RNA from Cornus florida, 996 nucleotides. Its product is annotated as major latex allergen Hev b 5-like. The record is from RefSeq and is a predicted model, not a curated record. The transcript is spliced from 2 exons. NCBI's taxonomy places the organism in Eukaryota, Viridiplantae, Streptophyta, Magnoliopsida, Cornales, Cornaceae. Bases 120 to 602 code for a protein of 160 amino acids.
UAAACCUCUCAUUGAUCAUCUCUCUGCACCUCACACUCCAGCAGUCUUCUCUACUUCCUCCAUCUUUACUCUUAAUUUAUUCUUCCUUAAUACUCAGCUUCCACUUCUCUUUGGUUUCGAUGGCCACUGUUGAGGUAGUAUCAUCAACAACGGCCCUGCCUGCAGAGGAGAAAACAGAGGAAUCAUUCAAAGCUGAAGAAACCGCCACCACAGAAGAGGUGGUGGCACCACCACCCUCACAGCCCGAACCAGAAGAGCCAAAGGAAACUGAGGUCCCAGCUGAAUCCGAGGAACCCGUGGCUCCAGAACCAGUACCCGUGGAAGCCAAAGUGGAGACUAAGGAGGUGGUAGAAGAGGAUAAGGUUGUGACUGAAGAGCCUGCAGAAACAGAGAAGACAGAAGAGAAGAGUACUCCAAAGGUGGCACCAGAACCAGCUGUGGAGGAGACUAAAGAAACUACUGAAGCCGUUGAGGCACCGGCGUCGCCGGAGCCCGAGGUUGAAGCUCCAAAAGAUGAAGUCGUCACUGCUGAAGAAGAGAAACAAGUUGAAGCUGUAGAGAAAGUUGGCACAGAAGCACCACCUGAGAAGACAGAGGAGUAGACCUACAGAGUGUGGCUUUAGUGAAUGUCUGUGUCGUGUCAUGUCAUGUGGGGGUGAGCUUAGUAGGUUUCUUGUCAUUAUGUGGAGUUUAAUGAGGGUGUACUUUGUCUAAUAAGGAUUGUUAGGUAGGUGUUAUGUCAGAUAUGCAAAUUAAUGGAUCCACUUGGAUCUCACCAAUGCCGGAUUGCCACGUGGCGGGCAUGCAUAGGGAGACAGACAUAGACAUAGACAUGCUCCAUGCUUGAUUGGAGAAUGUUUAUUUUGAAUUAAUUAUUAUGCCAUGUAGCAUAUGGUUUUUGGUUCCGUGUGGGUUUGAUUACUUCGGGUGCUUGUAUGAUGAUGCAAGAUAUGUUAGCUUGAAUAAUAAUAAAUGAUGUUUAAUAAUUUGAUUCCA